Molecule: messenger RNA, 1243 nt
Organism: Aspergillus ibericus CBS 121593
Lineage: Eukaryota; Fungi; Ascomycota; Eurotiomycetes; Eurotiales; Aspergillaceae
Product: GNAT family N-acetyltransferase
Exons: 3
Coding region: 318-1034 (238 amino acids)
Molecular function (GO): acyltransferase activity, transferring groups other than amino-acyl groups
Source: RefSeq, a predicted model, not a curated record
CUCCGUCAUUCAUCAUCCAUCAUCGAUUUUCAUCGAAUUUGGUCGGUUCCUCCUCAUCCGCGCUCGCCGCUCUUCACCCUCCCCUUAUCAUCCCGUCUUAUCUCUCCGGCUUCCAUCAAUAGAUGGCGCUCUCUCUUUAUCCCCUCCGCCGUCAUUCUCACGCAUAUACCAUUGCCCUCUCGCAACCGAUCCGCAGGGCCAGUAGGAAUUGAAUCUCUGCCCAAUUGAUUAUCUAUUGAACUAUUUAUUCCAAACCAAUCCAUCCCAGCCCUAAACCAAAUCCAACCCAUAUUCAAAGCAAGCAAAUCACACCCAUCAUGGCCAUCGAAAUCCUCCCCUUAACCAAGGCGGACAUUCCCGAGGCCGUAGCAUGCAUUCAGAAAGCCUUUGCCGACGAUCCGUACUUUCACUGGGUAUUUAACGAUCCAUCCGGGUUCAACAUCCACCGCAACGCCGCCUCACUGACCGCACACUUCCUCUACGGCCUCUCCUGCAACGAGCCCAUCUACGUCGCCAAAUCGCCCGCCCCGAAGCACCCCUCCGACAAAUACCCCGCCGCUGGACCUACCGUGGUCGGCGUGUGCUGGUGGUACAGCCCACAACCCCCCUCCCAACCCAUCCCGUGGUCCGUCUGGGCCCAGGACUGGCUGCUCUCCUUCCGCCAACUCCUCUUCAACAUCAAGUUCGGGGGCCGGGGCGGGUUAAACGUCCGUCGGUAUUGGAUGUGGAAGGAUCGCCAGCACCAGACGCAUGAGAAAGUCUGGACCGAUCCGAGAGGGUAUUACUUUUGUAAUGUGAUUGCGGUGGAUUCGUCGAUGCGGGGGAUGGGGGUGGGACGGAAGUUGGUCGAGGUGGUGAGUCGGAAGGCCGAUGCCGAGGGUAUGCCCUGUUACUUGGAGAGUUCGAAGGGGUUUCCCAACUUGGCUAUCUAUGAGAAGUUGGGGUUUGAGUUGGUCAGUGAGAUUGAUUGCGUGGAUGGGCGGGAUCGGUGCAAGCUGUAUUGUAUGAUCCGGCAGCCGAAGAUUAAGGCGUAGAUUGUUGCUACUAUAGUAAUGCAGUCUGAAAUAUCACGGUCUGGUAUCAUUUCAUCGAUCUACAUGUACAUGCUGUACUCCACAAAAAUAUCGACAAACACACUCAACAUCACGUCUCACCCUCGACCUACAUCCUCCCCGAUAUCAAACUUCAAACCUUCCUUCCACAGCUUCAUUUUCAUAUCCAUCCUAACAAUCCACGACCGAUC